GGCCGGCGCCCCGUCCCGCACGGACCAACCCCGCCCGGCAGCUCCGCUCCGCUCCCCCGGGGCCUGCGUCCGGACUCGGGGCUCUCCCGCAACUUUCCAAGCUUUUCUUUCGGAAGGAGUUCGCGCGGGGACGCGCCCUAGCCCACCGCCACCAUGGAUGCCAUCAAGAAGAAGAUGCAGAUGCUGAAGCUGGACAAGGAGAACGCCUUGGACAGAGCCGAGCAAGCCGAAGCGGACAAGAAGGCAGCGGAGGAGAGAAGCAAGCAGUUAGAGAGUGACAUUGUGCAAUUGGAAAAGCAAUUGCGUGGGACGGAGGAUACAAGGGACCAAGUGCUGGAAGAGCUUCACAAGUCUGAGGACAGCCUCCUCUCCGCAGAGGAGAAUGCUGCCAAGCUGGAGGACGAGCUGGUGGCUCUGCAAAAGAAGCUGAAGGCCACUGAGGAUGAGCUGGACAAAUACUCCGAGUCCCUUAAAGAUGCACAGGAAAAGUUGGAACUGGCUGACAAAAAGGCCACAGAUGCUGAGAGUGAAGUAGCUUCUCUGAACAGACGCAUCCAGCUGGUUGAGGAGGAGUUGGAUCGGGCUCAGGAGCGCUUGGCCACUGCCCUGCAGAAGCUGGAGGAGGCUGAGAAGGCUGCAGAUGAGAGUGAAAGAGGAAUGAAGGUCAUUGAAAACAGGGCCCAGAAGGAUGAAGAGAAGAUGGAAAUCCAGGAGAUCCAGCUCAAAGAGGCCAAGCACAUUGCUGAAGAGGCUGACCGCAAGUAUGAAGAGGUGGCUCGUAAGCUGGUGAUCAUUGAGAGCGACCUGGAGCGCGCUGAGGAGCGUGCUGAGCUAUCAGAAAGCCAAGUCCGACAGCUGGAAGAACAGUUAAGAAUAAUGGAUCAAACCUUGAAAGCAUUAAUGGCUGCAGAGGAUAAGUACUCACAGAAAGAAGACAAGUAUGAAGAGGAGAUUAAAGUUCUGACUGACAAACUGAAGGAGGCUGAGACCCGUGCUGAGUUUGCUGAGAGGUCAGUAACCAAGCUGGAGAAGAGCAUUGAUGACCUAGAAGAUGAGCUCUAUGCUCAGAAACUGAAGUACAAAGCCAUCAGUGAGGAGCUGGACCACGCUCUCAAUGAUAUGACUUCCAUGUAAAUGUCCUCCCAGCCUGUGCCUGCUGCUGCUUCCCUGCCCUCACUGAUUGCGCACUUCCGCCCUUGUGAAAUGAUGCUCCCUGUGUAGUGGGAGAUGCUUUCCUUUAGAGACAAUAGGUGUACAAAAUACCAUGAACAAUUGCUUUACCCUGGCAAAGUGUGGGUGAGUGUUGUGCCAAGCCUGGUAAAUACUCAUGGUGAUUUUGUAAGCUUGUGGUUACUUUUUUGAUUCUGUGUCUGCAAUCCUUGUGUCUUGUGGUUGCCCUUUGUUUGUAGCUCUGUGUUUAUCCUUUCAGUUCACCUCUGUUCAAACAUUAUCUACCAGGCACAUCAUGUUUGUUUUACCAAAGAAAAUUGCUGUGGUAUGUGUUGCAUUCAGAGUGUAUUCCUUUGCCUGCUGUCACAAUUUUUGCUCUGGCAAAGUUCCUGCAAAAAUGUCAGAGAAAUUUAGAUUUAGCUGUAUUCUCUGUUAAUGACAGUAGAAAGUGUUUAUCUAAAUUUUCAUAACUGCUCUGAAAAUUUCAGCUGUUAUCACUGAAUUCCAUGUGUGGAAAUGGAUUGAAAAUGCCUUGUCAUUUAAACCCAUAAAGGCAACAAUUUGUAGGUUUCUUCUGGGUAGCAGUAGUAAUUUUAUUUGCAUACACCAAAAAUGUGGUAAUACCAACUUUAGUCAUAAGGAGAAAAAUAAAGAGUGGCAGGAAAGUAGAAGAGUCAGCAGCUGUGACUGCUCAGUGCAGAGUUUGACACAAAGUGACUCUGAACAGAGGUCAGCUGUGCCACCUCCACCUUCCCAUGCAUGGACACUGCAGCUGACAUGGGACAGGGCAAGAGCUCUGGCUCUCAAGUGCUUAGGAGGUUUAGCGAUGUUUAGUCCCAGCAUUCCCUUUUGGAAACCCAGGCAUGCUUUCAACAGGACAUAAGGUUUGCUUAUGUCUUUGAGCUUGAAACCUAUUUUGUUUGCACUCAUAUUUUAAAUGUUUUUUUCUUCUUGUUGUUUUUGUCCCCAUGUCUGUUCAUUACUUUCCUCCUUCUCUCUACCAACAUUUUAGGUAGAGGUCUCAUGUUGCCUGCUUUGUAUGCUUUGAUUCUUUUGUUUUCAAAUUCCUCCCCAACAUAUGGUUUUGCUUAGUGGCUUAUCAAGCAAAUGGAUUUCUUUUUUCCUCCUCUUUAUACAGAGAUUACAAUAUUUCUUCAAUUUGGGAUAUUUCUAAGUGGAAAACAGAUUUAAAAUUGUAGUCUACUGGUAUAUGAGGACAUGACUGUAUCAUUCCAGUCCCAGCAUGGUGUGCUGUUUCUCUAGCAUAGUCAUCUCAGCAUGCUGGGCUCUGCUGUGCCAUUACUGCUUUUUUGAAAGUCUUUCUGCACCUUUUUUCAUUUUCUACCUUAUCUCACUUUUUCUUUUCAUGCAGAUAAUUUUCUUUGCUUCAGUUCUCCAAAGACAUCUUCAUCGGGUUGGAUAAAACAUCUUUCCAAGCUUUGGAUGUUUCAUGGGCUCAUUGUCCUGUCUUCUAGCUUAGUUGACUCUUUCUCUAUCACCUGUCUCAGAACAUGCUCUGUUUGUGCUCUGCUGUACAGAAACUACAUUUCUCAAUGUAAAAUAAAUAUCCCAGCU
Melospiza georgiana is the source of this 2745-nucleotide messenger RNA. RefSeq names its product tropomyosin 1 (gene TPM1). The transcript is spliced from 10 exons. Bases 154 to 1134 code for a protein of 326 amino acids. Gene Ontology annotation, molecular function: actin filament binding. Gene Ontology annotation, biological process: cardiac muscle contraction; actin filament organization. The record is from RefSeq and is a predicted model, not a curated record. Lineage: Eukaryota; Metazoa; Chordata; Aves; Passeriformes; Passerellidae. Gene Ontology annotation, cellular component: actin filament.